AAAGCGUUGGCUGCUGAUAGAUGAGGCGCGUCACCAGCUCGCUGUGAUUGGAGGGAACAUGGGAUGCUGUGUGCUCGUACAGCAAGCCCCCAUUCUCAAAUGAGAGUGCGCGUCUCCGUCUAGAGAAGGCGUGCGCGCGCUUGAGGGGCUGCGGUCCCAUUGACUAUUCCGUCUCCCUGACAGCGGCAGCAUCAGCACCGCGGACUCGGAAAACAGAGCGCCGCACGGACUCCGCCUUUGCUCCCAUCAUCCCACCAAGAGUCCGAGCGCCGAGUCAGGUUCAUCUCUAGCCGGAGACCAGAGGCAGGACCCUCGUCGACUGACAUAUCCUCUGGAUCAGAUAUGGACUACCCUUAACUGGAACUGGAGGGGAGAGGCAGGCAGGCGGGCGGGGGGUGGGGGGGAGACAGAGAGGAGAAAAAGCCGUAUAGGAAGAGAAGCACAACCGUGGGUGCCCGCAACGAUGAAAGGUUCGCCACGCUUGCGAGAACCGCAGAUAAGCCAUCGGACUAUGUCCUGAAAAGCGGUUUACAUAGCUGGGAUUUUGUACCGAUCAUACGAGUCGCCAAGCAGGGGUAAAAUAUGUCCGCCUCGGUGGGGCCCCGCGGCGGCCCUCGCCCACCCACCGCGCAAAGCUCUCUACCCGAGCUCCCGGACCUCAGUCACCUCACCGAGGAGGAGAGGAAAAUUAUCAUGGCUGUGAUGAUUCGGCAGAAGGAAGAAGAGGAGAAGGAUGAGGCCAUGUUAAAAGAGGAGAAGCCCAUACAAGCAAAAACUGUAAACUUGGUCGGGAACAAGAAACCCCCUCAGCAGAAUGACAUCAGCUUGCACCAGCAGUUUGCCACCUACAAAGAGCAGGUGAGACGGACUGGCCAGGAGCCCCAGCAGAGGCAGCAGGGCCAACACAAAGAUGACGCCCCCACCUGUGGCAUCUGCCACAAGACCAAGUUUGCUGAUGGCUGCGGCAACCUGUGCUCCUACUGCCAGACUAAGUUCUGCGCCCGGUGCGGUGGACGGGUCUCUCUGCGUUCCAAUAAUAAGGAAGACAAAGUGGUAAUGUGGGUAUGUAACAAGUGCCGUAGGCAACAGGACAUGCUCACUAAAUCAGGAGAAUGGUUUCCAGGCCAAGGGCCCAAGUCUGCAGAGCUGGGGUCAGCAUUGAGUGAGCCGGCCAUGUGUGGAGACCCCUCUGGUGAGAAGAAGUUGCGCUCUCGGUCUCAAAACCCUCUCGGCUCCUCCGUUUCCACUGCCCAUGACACCCAGUCACCUGCCCCGACUAACCCCAGUAAAGGCCUCUCUACUGGAAUAGCUGAUGCGCUGUCAUCCCGCUCACGAAGUGAGCCUCCGCAAGACAGAAAAAAGCCACCAGCAGCCUCCGACCAAAAUGGCAAACCAGGCCCAAGAGGUGAAAGGCGGCGAGGCGUAUCCAAAGUCCAAUCCCAGGCUUCCGAAGAUAGGCAGUCUGGAGAAAAUCGAAGGGAAAGUCGAAGACUGGUGAAGGCUCGAUCUCAGGAGCACGGCGAUGCUGACAAGGGAAGGGUUGUGCUCAGGAGAGCCGAGGGGGAACCAAGAACACCCAGGGAAAAAUGCAGGAGUGAUCCAAAUGCCCUACAUCAUCCAUCCAAGCUUCAACCAACGGAGCCUGAUGGACGUCCGCAGCCCAAGCCAAGGGAAGCAGGGCAGAUGGGACAGGAGAACAGGGUUGCACGAAAAUGGGCGGAUGGGCGACAGGCCUCUUUGGAUGGUCAACAACAGGCCUAUAUGCCAGAGAGGACCGUGGGGGGUACAGGUAUCCAGGGCAGGCCUGCCGUGCAGGGUCCUCCCUCUAAAAUGAACCACACCCCACAGCCACCCGCUCCGGGGUUCCGGGUGGGCCCCGCCAUGCCUGUUGGCCCACCUGAGCUCAGGGAGCCCCAGGAAAGGGACAGAAAGUUGCAGCAGAGCCACCUGGACCCCGGCUCGGCUGGACUGUUGCGCAAAUCGAAGCGUCAAAAAACGGAGAGCAUGCUCCGCAAUGAUUCACUUAGCUCCGACCAAUCAGAGUCUUUACGACCACCCCCGCCCCGGCCCUACAAGAGCAAACGGGGUGGCGGGAACAAGAGGCAGAUGUCCGUCAGCAGCUCAGAAGAAGAAGGCGGUUCGACACCGGAGUACACUAGCUGUGAGGAUGUAGAGAUUGAGAGCGUAAGCGAGCGAGGGGGGUCAGGGGACUGGGAGUGCUGUCCACUAGACCCCACUGCAUGGCAUCCACCAGUUACAUGGCAGCCCUCCAAAGAAGGUGAUCAUUUAAUUGGCCGAAUCACAUUGAGUAAAAAAGGAGCCAUGCCAAAAGAGGCCGGGGCUCUACUUGGGCUAAAGGUGGUGGGAGGGAAGAUUACAGAAACCGGCAGACUUGGGGCCUUCAUCACCAUAGUCAAGAAAGGAAGUCUAGCUGAUGUGGUUGGACAUCUACGAGCAGGUGAUGAGGUGCUUCAGUGGAAUGGUAAAUCAUUACCAGGGUUAACCAAGAAGGAAGUUUACAAUAUUAUUCUGGAUUCCCAAACAGCAACACAAGUUGAAUUAAUAGUUUCAAGGCCAAUAGGUGAUAUACCACGAAUACCAGAAACAUCACAUCCUCCAUUAGAAUCCACGGGUUCAAGUUCCUUCGAAUCACAGAAGAUGGAAAGACCAUCUAUAUCUGUCCUGUCCCCAUCCAGCCCAAGUGGUCUUAGAGAUGCCCCUCAGCUUCUGCCUGGUCAGCUGUCGGUGAAGAUGUGGUAUGAUAAGGUAGGACAUCAGCUGAUAGUGAAUGUACUACAGGCCAUAGACCUGCCGCCCAGACAGGAUGGACGUCACAGAAACCCCUAUGUCAAAAUGUACUUCCUGCCCGAUAGAAGUGAUAAAAGCAAAAGACGGACGAAGACAGUUAAGAAGAGUCUAGAGCCCAAGUGGAACCAGACGUUUGUGUAUUCUUACGUGCACCGGCGGGAUUUCAGGGAGCACAUGCUAGAGAUUACUGUGUGGGACCAACCCAGAAUCCAAGAGGAGGAGAGUGACUUCCUGGGAGAAAUCCUGAUUGAGCUGGAGACUGCCCUACUGGAUGAUAAACCUCACUGGUACAAACUGCAGACCCAUGAUGUCUCCUCCAUUCCUCUACCACACCCAUCGCCAUACCUGCCCCGACGACACACCCACAAUGACACGCCGACCAAAAAGCUGCAACGCUCGCAGCGUAUUACAGAAACAGAUUAUGAUGAUGCUAUUGGCAUAGUCGCCACAGCUGUAGAAAACCGAUCAAGAGAAAGAGAGAGAGGUCGAACAACAACUUUAGAGGUUCCUGAUCAGCAGAGGCCAACUCAGUAUCGCUCGCGGUCAGUGUCCCCACACAGAGAAGAAGAAAGCAGGGCUCGGUCCCGUCCACCCAAUGUUCCUGCACAGAGGAGUCUGGAUGAGGUCCCGCACAACCGUAGAUCACGUUCCCCAACACGUUACCAUGACCGUACCCGUGUGAAGGAGAGAGAUUAUGUAGACGACAGUGAGGUCAUCUUGAUACACAGAUCAGUGCGGGGUAGAAGCGCAGAGUGUCUGCACAACCAAAGACGUUCAUCUAAUUAUAGUAGCACUCUUCCACCUAAGAUGCCUUUAUUAGUCAAUGGAAUUCACAAGGAUAUUUACAGCUCAACACUUCCUGCAUGCCUUAAGUCAAAGUCACGGCUGUCUGUAGUCACUGCUACUCAACGUGCAGUCAAACGCCAAGUUUGUAGGUUCACAGACGAGAUCAACUUUAGUGAUCUACAGCCCUCUCUUGGCAGGGUUAGAAGUGCUAGUACCAACUGUCUGAGACCAGAAUCUAAUUCCAGUUCUCCUGAACGAGACAGGAGCACCCAGUCUCUGCCCCGUACCAGACCCACAAGCCCCAGGAUCCUAAUUCAGCAUGCCUCCCCAGAAGAUGACAGCUGGGUUUUGGAGGCUAUGUUUCCCGCUCAGGAGACUAUGCACCACCUCAGUGCAAAGCCAGACGCACAGAGGCAGUCGAGAACUCUGGACAAGCCGAGCUGUCAGAAACUUGGCAGGAAAAUGUCUGACAGUGAGCGGGUGCAACCCCACUCCGGCCCCUCAUUUUCCUCUUCAACAGCGGCCCCUUCUUCGACACGCAAGGUCAGACAGUUACCCCAAGUCCCCGCCAAAAGCAGCAGUGUAGAGCAAGCUCUUGCCUCAGAGGAGCGAACGCGGCUAAUGAAAGUACGUACCUUCCGAUCAUCAGCUCCCUCCAGUACCAGCCAGGACAUGGAGAGGACGCUGAAGAAUAAACGAGAGCUUUAUAAGGAGCAGCGACGGAGCUGUGACAAUGUGUCCCAUAAGUCCUCAGACAGUGAUGUCAGCGACGUGUCAGCCAUCUCUCGCGCCAGCAGUGCCUCGCGGAUCAGUAGCACCAGCUACAUGUCCAUUCAAUCAGAACAGCCAAUAGGUCGCUUCAGCCGCCACAUGCGUUCGUCCAACCGCAGCAUGCUGAAGAGUGCAAGUGGGGAGAUCUACACACUGGAGCGUACGGACGGCAGUCAGUCAGACACUGCUGUCGGGACACUGGGAGCAGGAGGAAAAAAGCGCAGAUCCAGCCUUAGUGCCCGCGUCGUAGCCAUUGUGGGCAUUCCCUCUCGCCGCUGCAGGAGCACCUCUCAGCUCAGUCAGACAGAAGCAGCCAAUAAGAAGGCAAAGGGAUCCAGUCAGAUCCAGCGCAGUCAGGAGACGGGUAUGGCAGUGGAGUAUCCCCGCAAUGUCAUGGCCCGCCAGGCCAGCCGAGAGUCCACCGACGGCAGCAUGAACAGUUACAGCUCUGAGGGCAAUCUGAUCUUCUCAGGGAUGAGGUUGGGAGCUGACAGCCAGUUCAGUGACUUCCUAGAUGGUCUUGGUCCUGCUCAGUUGGUGGGACGGCAAACACUGGCCGCGCCUGCUAUGGGAGAUGUUCAGAUUGGACUAAUAAAUAAGAAAGGACAGCUGGAGGUAGAGGUUAUCAGGGCUCGUGGUCUUACACCUAAACCAGGUUCCAAAUCGCUGCCGGCUCCCUAUGUCAAGGUCUAUUUGCUGGAAAACGGAGUGUGCAAAGCCAAAAAGAAAACCAAGAUUGCACGAAAAACGCUUGAUCCUCUGUAUCAACAAGUGCUGUUGUUUGAGGAGAGUCCACAGGGUAAAGUCCUCCAGGUAAUAGUCUGGGGAGAUUAUGGGCGCAUGGACCACAAAUGUUUCAUGGGAGUUGUACAGAUUCUUUUAGAGGAGCUGGAUCUUUCUAGCACAGUGAUCGGUUGGUACAAACUCUUUCCCCCCUCAUCAUUGGUCGAUCCGACGUUAGCUCCUCUCACUCGCCGCGCUUCCCAGUCAUCGCUGGACUUUUCAGGGCCGCCGGGCAUCAGGUCCUAGUACAUGGACAAGGGCGCAACGCUGAACACGACCCAGUGGACCAAGGACUCGAGGCAACAAUCAGAACCAGAGCGGCAGAUAAAGAGACAGAUGGAUAGAAAUCAUGAUCAAAGCUUUGCUGAAGCUUGACAAUCACUUCUCUCUUUUACUUUUGAUCUUUGGGUUGUAGAGAUUUCCUUUGAUCCACUCUGCUCCUUACUGCAUGUUUUGUUGCCGAGAUGAUGGUGAGGAUUCCACCCGAAUGAAAGAGAGAGGCAGCUGAAACGUAAUCCGCUUCUUUUGAGAGAGAAUGGAGACAACUGCGGUGCUGAUAGCUUAGUUCGCUCUGGUCAGUCAGCACGUUCGUUUUCUAACCAUGAACCGAGUGUACAGUACGUAGAAAUUGAGAUUAGGUGAGAGAGAACCCCUGUUGGAAAAAAACCUCAGCCGAAGGUGGUUUGCUGGUCUGCUUGUUAAAGCAAGACUCACUGCCUGGCCAAGCUGGGUCUAGCUGGUCUCAACUGGUUUAACUGGGCAGCUUAGUCUCUGAAAGGUGCCCAGAAUCCCUCUAAACCCGCCAACGGACCAGACCGACUGACUUAGGGAUAAGGCCAGCAAACCAGCUGGUUUAAGAUGUUUUUUAUAGCAGGGACAGCACUGCCCCUCCUCUAUAUUGCACUUACAGGAAGUCACUCUACUGAGAGAGACCAAAAGUCAAGGUUUAAUGGUUAAGAAAUAAGUCUUCUCAGAGAGUUAUCUCUCGACAUCAUGGAUGCUGCGUCCGAGAUCCCACCUUGAACUCCGACUCAGAUUGCGUGAGUGUGUGUGAACGUGUGUGCGUGUUUGUGUCUACGAAGGCAGGGACGCCUGAAACCUUUUAAGUCUGUUUACAGCAGUCGCCACUGACUGCUUUGCCUUUUCACUUUACAGUUGGUAAAUAGGCACACUUUGUAGAAUGUGAAAACAUGAUUCAUGUUUUCUGACAUUUGUGCUAUACGAGCUUCACGGAAACCACGAAACCACUUGUAUUUGAGCACUGGAACUGUAAGAAGCUGCCAGUAUAAUUUCGUUUCUUUUCGAUCCGAAUAGCUCACUAAUAGUUUUGAUUUCCUGGAGUUAUCACAAAACAUAUAUUACUGGCAUUCGAAUGCAUUUUUAUCCUAUUCAGUUUGGUAAAGGACCUGUACAUAGCCGAUAUUAGAAUUUCUACCCGAUUAGAGUUUACAUUAUUUUAAUGCAAGCACAACUGCUUGAUUUAUGAACAACGACAAAAAAGGUUGAAGCUUCUGGGUAAAAAAUAAACAACUACAACAAACAAACAAACAGAAGAGGCCAAAUUAUCUCAAGCUUCCUAUUUUUAGCUGUUUGUCAUUGUUUUGAGUUUAGUUUAUAAUGAAACCAAUCUCACAGAUCCCCCUGAGCAUUUGAAUGAAUGUGACAGUGGGUGUGAGGUGGUCUCAAAAGAUCACCGCUCGUCACCGAUAAGGGGAACAGCAUGAAUCUGGAACUGUUCCAAGUUGCAUGCACAUUUUGUAAAACAAGACAGAUGAGAAAAAAGAGACUACAAUAAGUGUGUGUUAGUUCCACAAACUGUAGGCCAGCUUGUAUGUUGCAUGUACUUGUACAGUUUGCUUGUACUUGAUAUUAAUAGAUUAUCAAAUAAAAUGAAGCCAUUCAUUCCAUGUGUGGGCAUUUGGCCAGGUUCAGCCAUACACACAGGCCUUAUUUCGGGGCUGAAUGUCUAUAAGAAGUUUUUGAAUUGUUUUAUUCUUAUUAUUUACCCAAUGGAUAAAUAAGUGCUGUACUGUAGUACUGAACAAACACAAGGCCCUAUUUUAUUGAAGAUGUUGGUGUUCACUGUAGUCUGUACUACUGUGGGGCUGAAACUAAGGUAGAUAACGUGUAUAAAAUUAGAGCUAUCUGUAUAUGGAAUAUAAUUAUACGAAAUCACAAUGACUUAGAGAUAUAUUGAUAUUGAGAAAAAAAGAGUGUAUCAAGUUAACAUCACUUACGUUACGUACAUGCAUAUAUUGUAAAUAUGAGUCUGCAGAUAAGUUUACUUAUAUUUACAAAGCGGCCCUAUUCGAAGUUAAUGGAUCAGUGAUCUGUCUCUUGGUUCUGCUGAGCGGAAAAAGGGAUGCCUCCAAAGUUUUAUUUUUAUUCAGUCGAUUACGCCCAAACUCACGGACAACAACAACAACAACUUUUGACCUCUACUGACCUGUUGCUUUAUCAUAAAUGCUCAUGUAUCCUUGUUUCAAUGAGAAGUUUACUUUAUAUGCCUCUUAUGGCAGACUUAUUUACUUUGUCAGUAUUAUUCAAGAUACUGAUUGUUUACAGUUCAUGUGUUCCACUAAUACUAAAUUGAAAGUAUUCACUGCAACAUUUCUUUGUACAGCAGACGUGGCUCAAAUAAUGUGUAUGUUUUAUAUUCAAGAGUUCAUUUUUAUUAUUUACAAAUAAAAGACUGUGUGGAAGAAAAA
Molecule: messenger RNA, 7856 nt
Organism: Misgurnus anguillicaudatus (oriental weatherfish)
Lineage: Eukaryota; Metazoa; Chordata; Actinopteri; Cypriniformes; Cobitidae
Gene: rims1a
Product: regulating synaptic membrane exocytosis 1a
Biological process (GO): intracellular protein transport; regulation of synaptic vesicle exocytosis; regulation of membrane potential
Cellular component (GO): cytoskeleton of presynaptic active zone; presynaptic membrane
Molecular function (GO): transmembrane transporter binding; small GTPase binding
Source: RefSeq, a predicted model, not a curated record